CUGUCGACUGUUAAAUGUUAAAACAUCGUUUCAGUUCACCGACACAUCGGAGCGAUGCGAGCUCGUCUGGUCAGCAGCAUUCAAGCAGCUCGGCCACGCCAACCAACCAAGUGAUGUCUUCCACAGGCUCAGGUGCUCAAUCGGGUGUCAGUACGCUAGAACAGCCUUCUAGAAUGUUCGGCGAUACCUUGCACUUGCAUAGAGCGUCCAACAAUGCCACUAAGCAGAUUCGGCGAGCGAUCGCUUCUAACAACAUCCCGCCACCAGCUGCACCUGCCCCAGUUCCCACUCCUUCCUUGCCCUAUCAGAAAGCCGGAAUCCCCCAGUCUCAAAGCACGAAUUUCGGCAGCACUAAAUUGGGAAUGAUGGAUUCGGGCAAUACCACAUAUCAGUCGAGCCAAUACUCGGCACCUGGCAUUAAAUCCUCAGCUUCAGCGUUUAAUUUUUCCACCACUAGCCCUUCAACAGGACCGUACUCUACACAUCCGGCCCCAGCCAGGGAAAGGCCCACUGCAGGAUCCGGACUGCCUUUGCAUCUUCAAACCAAAGGAGGCAAAAUUGGUAAGUGCCGUUUCAUCUCUCCAGUUAAAUUUUUUGAAGUAGGAAGUAAGGAAAUAAAGCUUCAGUUUUGUCCCAAUAGCUCCAUUUUUUGAUUUUUUCAAAUGCUUGAGCGGUGGACAUAAUAUGGCUUUGAAUUUUUACGCACUAAAUAGAUUAUUUUUCGUUCUGUACAUUUAGGGAUUUUGGAGCACAAUAACUAGUUUUUUCAAUUUUUUGCACUUCGCCUUUGUUGACUUGAAAUUUCAAGUUCUUACUUGCUUUCGGUUCGAAGUUACGAAUUUUAAAGAGAUCGCACAUUUGGGGAAAACAUUCGUUUUCAGCACAAAAUUUGCCAAGGCCAGAAAAAUCAAAACUUUUUGUGAUUUUAGUGAAUUUUUGAGAAAAUUCAGACACAACCGUUUUCUCUGAACUGUAAA
Messenger RNA from Dendroctonus ponderosae (mountain pine beetle), 977 nucleotides. RefSeq lists its product as uncharacterized. NCBI's taxonomy places the organism in Eukaryota, Metazoa, Arthropoda, Insecta, Coleoptera, Curculionidae. The transcript has 3 exons. The record is from RefSeq and is a predicted model, not a curated record. Bases 15 to 653 code for a protein of 212 amino acids.